AUGGCAGAGCUGAGUAGCCAGGAUGUGGUGAAUCAUUCUCAGUCGGUUGGCGACGUCUUGCCUUCCGACGUCCCUGUGACCACAUCUCAACCCACAUCCCUUUCAGGAGACGGAAGGGAAGUUGCUGAAGUGAAGGAGAAUGGUGUACACCUCAACUCGAAUCUUUCUGCCCAAGAUGACCAGGUUUUGGAAGACAGCACCGCUCGGUCUGACACAGACACUAGUCGCGCCGAUGGGGAGGCAAAGUCAACCGAUGCCCGGCCUGUGAAGAAGUUUGCUACUGCAAAGCCUGUGAGCUUCGCUAAAUACAAUGUACCAAAGGUCAUAGCCGCAAACGUGGCAAAGGCGCAAGCCGAUAAAGCUACGCUCUCGACCGCUCCUGCACCACAACCGACUCUCGCUGGCCGUCCUCGUUUAGUCGCAAAGACCACAGCUUCUCUAUCCCAGAAACCCAAGCCUUUCAAAUCCGCUGCUCCCGAUCCGAUGCAGGUCUGGAAUAAGAACAGAAUUACACCCCAGCCAAGCACCAAAAAUCUGACGGACGAAGAGCUCAAACAACAAUAUGGUAUUCAUCUAACGUCUAGACUCCAGGCAGAUGAAGAUGGGAAAGAAGCAAAAUGGGCUGACAUCGACGACGACGACGAAGAUGAUUGGGCUCCAGAUACUAUUGAAUGGAAUGACGGCACCAAGAGCACUGUGCAUCCUGACCAAGCCCCAGCAACCAAAUCCGCUACAACCUCCAAACCCUCAACGCCUGCAGCAGAAGCCCCCAGACCAAUACUUGAGACGAAACCCUCGGCGACCUUCUCUACUUCUAUCGGACCUAAUGCGACCGUGCUGAAGCUUGGAGCAAGAGCAGAAACUCAACAACAAGCACAGAAGGUAGCUCAACAGCUCAAAGGCUCGAACGACAAGUCCAAUACAUCCUCUUCUAAUACCCCUGCACCUGUACCCGCGAAAUCACCAUGGGCAAAACUUCCUCCCGUGGAAAAGGCUUCUCCGGUUGAAAUCAUGCCGUUGCCAGUUAUGUCUUCUCACCCAGUACCCUAUUCUGCAGGACCGCCUCACGCUUUGGCUCGCCCAGCUCGAGAAAUCUCUGCAGAUGACUUCAAUCGUUCAGGUCGGGACUUGACACAACCCCAAUUGUUCAUGCCCAAUUCCGGCCGCUAUGAGUCUGUUCCUGAAAAGAGUCGGCGCAUGUCCCGCAACGAUCAAGGCUUUCGUCCACCAGCCCUCCUGCAGAGACCCGGUCAAGCUGAUCCGUCUGCUCCUGAGCCGUCUCCUGCUUUCCAGACUCACAGAACUAGCUUCGAUGUAAUACGAAGACGUGCCUCCUCUACUUUGUCUGGAGAGGCUGCGCAGAUGGCUCGUAGGAUGUCCAUCAAGUCUGGCGAAACUCCUGUAUCGAUUGGUGAUUCUGCUAUCGCCGAGGGAACAGAAAGUCCCACUGUACCAAAACCUUCCCAACCUGCAACGCCAGCUUUUCAAGCGAGAGGUGGAGAUUAUAUGUCCGGUCCAGGUCAGACAGAUGCAGAGUUGGAAGCUCAACGAGCACAACAAAGACGACUCAUGAAAGAGCAGGCAGAGCUUGCUAGGAGACGUCGACUCGAGGAUGAGGCACGCCAAGAAGCUGAGAAACAGGAAAGAAUUCGCCAGAAACUAGCCUCGCUAGGACCUGAUCCAAAGACUCUCAAAGCCGAGCAAGAUGCCAAGGCGAAAGCAGAAGCGGAGGCCAAUGCCAAGUCUGUUGAGAAUGACAAAGCUUCUGGUGUUGCAACAAAGGAAAGGCUAGUGCCAGAACGAACAGUGCCCUCCCCUCCGAAACCACCGCAGCCUACUGCCACUGGUGAGCCACAGCAGUAUGGUAUGAUGAAGGUCCAUCCUCUUGAUAGCCUCAAGAAGAACAUCUCUCCUACCGCACAACAGCCGAACGCAAAGCCGUUGGCCAACGUGCAAACCCUUCAGCCUGCUGUAGACGAGGUUUCACCUGAGCCUCCUGCUGCUAGCACAAAUGGAGUGAGGUCUGAAGAUGAUGCGGACCAUGUCCCGGCCGCAAUGUCUCCAGUACCAGAACCAAUUCCCCGGGCCAAUCGACCAGUUGCAGAAGUUCGAAUGAACUGGGUUCGCAAUGACCAUCGCUCACCACAAAGUGGAAACUUGUGGGGUGCUCCACACAACAAAGCACUCGGGAAUGGCACCUUCGAUCAGACUCUAGCUGGGUAUGCGCCUCAAGAUCUCUCCUCUAGGGCGUCUUCGACCGGCCAGGGAUGGAUGAAUGGAAGGACACCCACCGUGGGUCAAUCACCACAACUUGCACACGCCAACCAACAUGUUCCGGAAACACGAUCGCAGGCGUUACAAAACAUGACCUCACCAGAACCGUUACCACUUGCCAUGAAUAGUGAAAUCGAUUCGAUGCUACCAGUAAGACCGCCAGUGCCAAUCGGACCGCCAGUGCAGUACCAUUCUAGUCCGCUACAGUCUACUGCUCUAGUCAACGGAAAUGGCGCUGCACCAUCGAGUGCUGCCAUCGCGGGUUGGAACAAUUUUGGCAAUGUCGCUAGGGUACAAGAGCGCAACGAGUAUGAGCAAUACCAACGUGAGGUGGCUGCUAAAAGAGAGGAUGAAAAGCGUAAUGGAGUACGACCACAAGCAAACUAUAACUUCGACGAAACCUUUAAGCAAGUCCAACUUGGAGCACAACCCGAUCAACGACACAUUACUUCCAUCACUCAAAGCAGCAUGUCGCCUCCAAAUAUGUUUGGUGCAGUUGGGUCGAUGCCACCGUCAGUAAUUGGCUCACAAACAAAUCGCGGGUCGCGCUUUUUCCCGACUCAAGUGAAUGGAGUGCCUGCACAACAACCACGUGCUGUCACUUACACUCACAUUGAAGUUUCACGGACACCUUCACCCCCACCUGCAGAAUAUUCAGGUAGUUCUCACCCCGCCUACGAAAACUUCUCACCAAUUCCAAUAAUUCGACUUCCACCAGAAAAGGCAGUCGUCAAGCUCCCACCUGCCACACCUCCAACACCGCCCGCACCUGCCGUUACUAUUGCACCUGAAACAUCACCUCAACCCGUUAUGCCUGCUCCAACUUCCCAACCUAUGACGUGGGCUGCAAGAGUGUCAAUGCCACCACCAAAACCAGCUGCUCCUCUGAGAGCCGUCUCACAACCAAUUGUAAAGAAUCCAUCAUGGCAAGAGCGAUUUAAUGGAUUACUUGGAAACAACCACAGAAAACAAUCUGACGCAAACCAGGCCGCUCAAUUCUCAGGACAAGCUCAACCUGUCUUGGCUGUCGCUUCUGCGACUAAGGAACCAUUAGAUGUCAUGCCAACCAGGUCAGCCGCUGUUUCACUUCCUCGAAGCUCUUCAGCCACUACCACGGAUGGUUCUAAAUUCACAAGCAAGGAUGUUGAGGACGAGGAGGAUUUGUUCGAAGACCGCGAGGCAGGGUCUCUACCUAUAUUGUACUUCCCGAACGAUGCGCCUGCAAUAUCCUGGCCACGAGCUAUUCCUGGUCGAAUCGCACCAACACCACCUGAUGCUCAAAGUGCAUUUAUGUUCAUGGGGUCACCUUGGAGAGAAGAAAGAACAACAAAGCCGCAGUUUGCUAUUGUUCGAGCGCCCGGUAGCGAGAAGAGUGUGAGAAGGGAUCUUCCCAUCAAACCAACCACUACAACCAACAUCAAUCCUCGCAAUCAUCCACGACAAUCCUCUUCUGUUCGACGCGGCCAUCGAGGGGGCAGAUCUCGACCUACACCUGCAAAGGCAUAG
This is a messenger RNA of Lithohypha guttulata, 3780 nucleotides long. RefSeq lists its product as uncharacterized. Bases 1 to 3780 code for a protein of 1259 amino acids. Lineage: Eukaryota; Fungi; Ascomycota; Eurotiomycetes; Chaetothyriales; Trichomeriaceae. The transcript is spliced from 2 exons. The record is from RefSeq and is a predicted model, not a curated record.